CUUUUUUUUUCUUUCAUGGCCGAACAGACUGACUGAUCCUUUCAUUUCCUGAGAGGCCAUCCCCUUUACCAAAAUUUGAAAUUAGAUUUUGAUUAAAAUAAAUGGUUCGUGUUCGUGUUGGUCUUAGACAUAAAAUUCAACGAAGAAUUAUAAUCUUUAGACGGUGCAUUCUGCGCGCAUGGAACCAAAUCAAAAGCUGUUCAUUAGGUAAGCCUAUUCAAUAUCAAGUGUUCCAACAUCCUGUGGCCGCCUCGUCUCCGGUCACCGCCAGCGAAUUCACCUCGGGAAGCGCGUCUCCCCCUUCUCCUCCUCUUCCUCCUCCACCUCCUCCGGUACAUAAUCGUGAUUGUGAUCAUGGUCAGCUUAAAGAUUCUGAUUUGGUUGCAUUGAAAAUUAGUCUCGUGGGUGAUUGCCAGAUUGGAAAAACUAGUUUCUUGGCAAAAUAUGUGGGAAAUGAAACAUUGGAAGAGAAGGGAUCAACGGUGAAAGAUGGAAUGAAUGUAAUGGAUAAGACAUUAAUGAUUGAAGGUGCAAGAAUUUCUUUUAGUCUUUGGGAAGUUAGGGGCGAUCAUGAAGGAUACAAGCAGCAAAUGCCUCUAGCUUGCAAGGAUUCUGUUGCAAUAUUAAUAAUGUUUGAUCUAACAAGUCGAGUCACAUUAAACAGUGUUAUAAGCUGGUAUCAAGAAGCAAGGAAAUGGAAUCAGAAUGCAAUUCCAAUUAUUAUAGGAACCAAGUUUGACGAAUUCAUUCAACUUCCCAUAGAUCUGCAGUGGACAAUUGCAAGCCAGGCAAGAGGAUAUGCUAAAGCUGUGAAUGCAACACUCUUCUUUUCAAGUGCAACCUACAACAUUAAUGUAAACAAGAUCUUCAAAUUUAUAAUUGCAAAGCUUUUCGACCUACCAUGGACUCCGGAGCGAAAUCUCACUAUUGGCGAGCCUAUUAUUGAUUUCUGAAGCUGAAUUUAUAUAGCACAAGCCAUCCUUGAAGUCCGGCAAAGUAAUCACAAGCCGACCGGACACUGGAAUUAUUGCUUUUCUGUUAUACCAGUGGUUUUACGAGUUGUUGCCUUUGCCGUUCUGUUGAGAGAACUUUUCUUCUUGUACUAAUAACAUCUAUUGAUGCUCAGCAACUGUAGAAAAAUUUGCCAAAAAAUAGAGAAUAGGGCAAUUUUUGCUGCUCUAUCCAA
Messenger RNA from Mercurialis annua (annual mercury), 1186 nucleotides. RefSeq names its product septum-promoting GTP-binding protein 1-like. The record is from RefSeq and is a predicted model, not a curated record. The coding region runs from base 102 to 953 and encodes 283 amino acids. The transcript is spliced from 6 exons. NCBI's taxonomy places the organism in Eukaryota, Viridiplantae, Streptophyta, Magnoliopsida, Malpighiales, Euphorbiaceae. Gene Ontology annotation, molecular function: GTPase activity; GTP binding.